Messenger RNA from Trichomonas vaginalis G3, 555 nucleotides. RefSeq names its product protein ubiquitination. The coding region runs from base 1 to 555 and encodes 184 amino acids. The record is from RefSeq and is a predicted model, not a curated record. The transcript has a single exon. Gene Ontology annotation, biological process: regulation of transcription by RNA polymerase II. Lineage: Eukaryota; Parabasalia; Trichomonadida; Trichomonadidae. Gene Ontology annotation, molecular function: transcription factor binding.
AUGCCGCGUUCACUUACCGCUCAAGUUGUUCCAACAAGUGAGGCUAAUACUGCAGCCUUGAGAAAUAUUCCAAAACUGAAUUCCAAAUUUUUGCAAAUCAAUAACUUGUUAGAAAAAGCUGCAAACGAAGGUGAUGAAUUCACAAUUAAAGUUGCCGUCGAUGAAAUGUUUGUUGAUGUUCGAGAUACACUUUUUGGAAUUGAUGCACUUUUGAAUUCAGUCUUUAAACAAAAUAAUAAUUUGAGGGAUUUGCUUAUCAAAUUUGGCGCAAAUCCUAAAUCUCGAUCAAAAGAUUUGAACUCAAUGUUACAUUUAUAUGCACUAAAGGGGUCCAUUCAAGAUGUAGAAUUAGCUCUACAAUAUAUUGAUAUCAAUUCUCAGGAUAUUAUUGGAAAUACUGCACUCCAUUAUGCCCGACGAAAUCAAAACAAUCAAGUUUAUGAUUUCCUAAUUGCCCAACCAGGUGCUGAUCUAACAGUUAGAAAUGCCAUUGGUAAAACACCAGAAGAAAUGGUUGCUCUAAGAAAUGAUUUGCAAUUUAUGGGCAAAUUUUAA